Molecule: messenger RNA, 7804 nt
Organism: Procambarus clarkii (red swamp crayfish)
Lineage: Eukaryota; Metazoa; Arthropoda; Malacostraca; Decapoda; Cambaridae
Source: RefSeq, a predicted model, not a curated record
UUUUAAGUGUCUAACGAACCAUUUUUGUUGCUUACAGACGCAGAGGCCAGAACAGAGUGUCAUGCAAGCUCUGGAGAGUCUCAAUGAUGGUCAGGUGAACGACUUCCUGACAGGCAAGGCCCCACUAAAUCUAACGAUGCGCCUUGGGGACCACAUGAUGCUCAUCCAACUCCAGCUGUCCACAGUGUCACCUGGUGGCUCAAGGAAGACCCGCCUUCAACCCACACACAGUCAUACCCACACUCAUGCCCACACACACAAUCAUGCACAUACCCACACUCAUACUCACAGCCACACACACACACACGCUCAUACGCACUCCCAUCUUGAUCAUGGUGGUGCUGCACGAACAUCUGCACAUGCCCAUGCUCUUACACCACCAUACACCCCUCAUGCUACGUGUUCAGGCUAUUCUCCUGUGCACACCUCUCAUUUGUCCAGCCAAUCGUCAAUCCCAGCUUCCGUGACCAUUAACCCUAGUCAGACAGCGUCCUCUAAUUCUACAGUAUCCAACUCUCCUUCAUCUCCAUCUUCUACCUCUUCUUCCACUUCCUCAUCCCCCUCCUCUGCAUCAGCAACCUUACACCACCAACAUAAUCUGUUACAUCAUUAUCAUCAUCAUCAUCAUCAUAGUAUGGGGUGUGGUUCCCCAUCUUCCCCUCCACCACCAUACUUAGCUACUCCUCCACAUCACCACCACCAUCACCAUCACCACCACCUCCGGCCAACGCCAGGCACCCCUACCACCCCCACCAGUCCCACCUCCUCCUCCUCAAGUGGCUCAAACACUAGUUCGCCAUCUGGUCUGGGAUUCGAUGGUGAGCUUCCUGUCAGAGGAUGCCCACACAGGGGUGAAGAAACUGAUCCCAGGGCAUCCUUAGACACCAAGGCACUAGCCGAGGCUUCCCGUAACCUAACUCAGACACUAAAACAGUUGUCAUCGGAGGUCUUAACAUCGAAGCCAGAACAGAAGGAGGAUACUAUUACUCCCCAUGAGGUGGCGACAGCAUCUCUUGGUUCAUUGGGUGGUAGCAGCAGCAGUAGUAGUAGUAAUAGCAGCUCUGGUAACAGCAGCAGCAGCAGCACCAGUAGUGGCAGCAGCAGCAUUAGCAGUGGCAGCAAUGGGAAUGGCAGUGGAUGCAGCAGCGGUGGCGGAGGCAGCAGUAGCAACAGCAGCAGUGCGAGUAGUAGUAGCAGCAGCAGCAGUAGUGGCAGCGGAGGCAUUAAGAAGCAGGGAGCUAUAAUAGAGAGUAUGCAUCACCAUGGCAAAGGGGUGUACUCAGGCACUUUCUCAGGAACCCUGAACCCAGCACUUCAGGACAGGCAGGGACGGCCAAAGCGGGAUAUAUCCACCAUCAUUCACAUCCUCAAUGACCUUUUAUGUGCUACUCCCCAGUAUCGCCGACACUCUACUAACAUUUCUCUAAGUACCUCGACACCCACUACCAGCCGAAGUAAAAACAGUGGUGGGAUCGCCAAGCGAGGAACACAGCAAAAUGGUGGUGCUUCCACCAGUGAGUUACACAUGCAAGAUUCUGCCACACAUCGAAAUAGUGGAAAGUGUGCUGAUAACGCACAAACUAUGGAACACGAUUCGGGAGAUGAGAAUCAAGCAAUGCGUACAAAAGUGGAACAGCUGCGAUUGAUAAUGGAGCAAAGACGUGCCCGACGUAAGGCUCGUCGGGAUGCUCGUACCCGCCCAUACCCCCACACUUCUGCAUCAUGGGCCACUGACACUAGUGUUCCGACAGUUGUUGCUACCAGCAGCACAGCGCCAGCAAGUACCACUCAAGCUAUGGACGUGGAUGGUAGUAAAGCAGAUGGUACAGAUCCUGCUACCCUAUGUGAGCUCAACUCUGAGACCGUUGUAGCUUAAUGCUGGCCCACUGAUAGAAGUAUGUUAGGGUAGUGUGUAGGGAGAAUUUGCCAUGUUAAACUCACCACGUUAUAGUGGUUAUAAUGGUAAAUGAUGAGUGUACCUUUGCACAACUGCCUGUAACCCAUGGUUACUCAGCCAAGGUAAUCAAGUCUUAUUACUUUAAGGCUUGGCAUGUGGCAGGUAAAAAGAGAAUGCAAAGUGUUUGUCUGUGAUUUAGGGUUGAAUAUGUUGCAAUUGACUUGCAACAGAGCAUUGAUUGAUGAUGUGCUUCCACAGUUGGAAAAGGUGACAGUGUAACAGACUAGCAUGUUUAUGAGAAAUUGACUAAGAGUACCCAUGUAGAUGAAACAGAUUCCAUUAUUAACCCUUAAUGUUCUGAAAGUUUCUUACAACAGAUUAGUAGUUGAUUAGAACAAGCAACUAGUAGGAAACAGAAUUAAAAUUGAAGAUAAGUUUACAUGUAUCUGUUCAAAAAGCUUGUUUUCUCAACAGUAGACCACCCGAGGCUUACCCUGGGAACAUGCUUGUGGCCUAGCAGGGACCCAGUACACAGAAUUACAGUAUGGAAUUCAGGAUAUGUAUCAGGUGGCCUUGUAAGUCUCAAGUAUUUCUAAGGUCUUGAAGUGAAGAUCAAAUGUUAUCUUACUUGAAGCUGGUGUAUUUAUUGAGUUCUUGUUUACAUAAUUUUUGAUUGUCACUUCUAGACCUAUGAUCUUUAAGUUUGGUGUAAUGCUCGAGGCUGCAUGACUCGGGUAAGACACCAUUCUUAAGUUGACAACAAUUCAGGCUAUAUUUGGAGGGUAUUACAUCAUCUGAGGACGGCUGAAUCUACCUCGUCAUAAAACCAAUCGCUAUUUCUUUUCAUACAAGCAAAUCAUAUUACCCUUAUUCUAAUGUUAUAUAUACAAUAUGCUGUUAUAAUUCAGGAUGUCACCUCGGCUGUUAUAGCGCCAUAGAUCCAAUUGCCAUAGUUAUGUGUAGAUGUGGUUGAACUCACUUUUUGUGUAAUUAUUGACUUUGGCUUCUGAGACAUUUUGAAUCACCCAAGUCACUAGCUAUGGAGAUGACGAUGCUUAAGUUGUUUGUGUUGACGUGAUACUUGUAUCCAGUGCGGGUUUACCUUCUUAUAUGCGCCACUAUUGCUGUAAAUAACACUUUAUAAGGCUUGAAAGAUGCAAAGGCAUCUCCAUAGAUACUUUUUCUUUAAAGAAUGAUAACGACUAGGCCCUUUGCUCAUAGGCCCUUGAGUAGUAGAUGAAGAUCUAAGCAAUCAUCUUUGAUAUUUGUUUAGUGACUAAUUCUACUUAAUACUGAUGGUUUGCCAACAACUGAGAAUGCUGGUCAAUGCUCAAGUAGUAUUGGAGAAUACAAAAUGUCUGUAUAGAAGAAGUGUGUGUGAGAUGACGGUGAAACUCAAAUCAUGCUGUGUUUACUAAGUGGUGGUACUCUGAUCAUGCUGUGUUUACUAAGUGGUGGUAUGAGAACUUGAGUAUUUUAUCAUUUUCUUUGCUUGUCAUAAAAAAUGUAUUGUAUAUUUUUCUAUGGAUGCAUAUGAUCUAAAACUGUAAAAUAUUGAACAUGUCAUUGCAUUAAAUAAAUGCUCCAUUUAACAAAAAAUAAAUGAAUGAGAAUGGGGAAAACAAUACUUUCGUUUCUAAUUCGUUUUCAUAAAAGAAUUUGCAAAAAUCAAUACGAAAAGAAAAAUAAAUUAUGCCCCUUUCAUAUAAAAAUUUUCCUCAACUAAAAUUAGGUAGAACACAAUAAUUAGAUAUUUUUCCAAGGCAUAAGACAACAGCAUAUUUAUUAAAGAGAAAACAGUUUGUUUUUAUUCUAUUUAAACUUACAUUGCAGAUUUUGCCAUGUAUUAUUUCGAGAUUUUGCAAAUCGGUAAUAAUUUGUACUGUAGAAUAUUACGUCAAAACAAUGGUACUGUAGAGUACGCUUUGCAUAUUAGUGGCUUCAUUUUUAUGCAUAACUCCUGUCCCUACAAUUGUCCCUUCCCCUCAUGUUCUUUGUGUACACAUACUUAUGAAUAAUGUCAAAACAUAACGGCAGCAGCUUCAUUCAUAAUUAGAUUUCAUACCCUCACUUCAGUAAACAGAGUAUAAUUGUAGUAACAAACUUACCUGCAUUGUGGACUAUUUUAUAAAUACUGUACCUGUAUUCAUCAUAAAUGAUUUCUUGUAAUAUUGCUAACACCAAUUUAUAUGAAGACCAAUGUUGGGAUAAACUGAAUGUUAAUUUGGUAAUACUUCAGCAUUUCUAAUUGCCAUUAUCAGAGCUAUGUAAUACACAAGAAGGAUUUCAAAAUCUGUGUUCAAAGAUGACAAAAUGUAAAAACCCACAAAUUUAAAUAUUUUCAAUCAUUUUCUGGAGGUAUGUUGCAGGUCUGAUGGUGGCUAUUAGUAUUGUGAGAAUGACACCAAGUACACACGAUACAGUUAAUCCAAAUCGUGUUCAGAAUACGUAUACGCUUCCCUCAUGGAAAGUCGAGUCCAUCAGCAGUACUGAUUUUUUUUUUUUUUUUUUUUUUUUUUUUUAGUUGAGUUUUGGGUGACUCAAAAUUGACCCAUAUUAAAGUCUUAUGUAAGUUUACAACUAAAAUGUGACUGUAACAGUUACUGUAAUUACCAUUUAUGCACUUCAUAUAUCUAAAUCUGCUUUAUUAAAAUUUCAACCCCCAUUGUGAUGGCUAAUAUAAAUUUACUGUUACGGUCACUGAAUCAAACUGGGCAGUUGUCUGCAUUGUGAUAUUAGAUAGAUGGGCACUCAAAAAUGUUCUUGUUCUCGGCCUCUCUCUCUCCCCGUCUUCACUGUUGAGGACUGAACCAAGGAGAUUCACAUACCGGUACAACAGUGUCUUGUUGGAGUUGGCACGUCUGUUAUCUACGUUGAUACUUCCACCUUUAUCUUAUUUCCAUUUCUGGAUAGUUUACAUACGAGGCUCAAGAGAUAUCAUGUUAACAUUCUUCGUGCUUUAUAGUCGUGGGUCAUGCUGGAAACUUCAAUUAAAAAUUUGUAAAUUUAAAGUAUGAUUAUUGUAUAUAUAUAUAUACGUUUUAAAAUGUAUAUUUGAACCACAGUUAGAGCAUUUGUCAUCAUUGGGUUUCAGGUGAGAGUGCCUCAAAUUGGACUAUCUAGAAAUGGGCUGCAUUAUUGAUUUCAUCUGCUUACUAAUUAUUACUGAACUGGGCAUUAAAUAAACUGGUGUCCUUAGUUCAGAAUUUGUUUUCUUCAUUGGAUUUUCUAUUAUAAUUAUGAAGAUUUACCAAGAGUUUUAAGAAAUAAAUGUUAGGAUAUUGUUAAGUAGGGCUACUAGUUAAGUGUUUAUUUCUAUUCAGUAUGUUGGAGCAAAAUUUAUUAUAAUUUUUCAUUGUUUUAAGACUAUAUAUUCCUCUAUUUUCACAUUGUGAAUUACCUUGUUGAUUUUUAUGGGUAAUUUUGCAUAAUUAGGGCAUUUCAAUUUAGCAUACUUCAUGUCUUCGGGCAAACCAUUUUGUUGUUAACUGGUAAAUGAUCAGUGGCUUUUGAGUCUUCGAGCUGAAUUUCAGGACUGACUUCAACCUGCUGCAUGAAGCAAUGAACCUCUUACUCUUAUUGACUAUAUUAGUCAGGAUGUUUGCUGCAGUUACCAUCUAGUUUGAUAUAAGCUGCAGAAGGGGUUCAUGUUCAAACUCGGCCAUUACCACAAUGGGUAUUGUUUCUCCUGUGUUAAACAGGACCAAGUCCCACUUGCAGUACCUCAUAUGGCUCAUAAUUUUAUCUCCGUGUCAUUUCCGGUAAGUGAUAACAGAAAAAAAAAAGCUGUUCUACACCAUCAGGUUAAGUCAAACACAAUGUAAUAGCCACAGUUACAGACAGUAAGCAAUGGUGAUAUUCUGUAUCAUUGGAUGUAGAUGCAUUUUUGAAAUACCGUCUCUGCUCACAGACGGUUUGUGUAAUGUUCUGAAUACUUGCCUUGUGUGUCUGUUUUAGUUAGGUGUUUAUGUUCAUCUCAUUGCAUUUAAAUUCCCUGAAUUUGUAGUAUAUGCAAUGAUGAUGUGAAUACAUAAUAGUAUUGAUUCAAAUUAAUCUUGAAAUUAGUCAUCAAGGCACAUACUCAGUGACAUCUGCACAUUCUACAGUCAACUUUGAAUGAGAUAAUAAAAAUAUUUAAUGUUAGGUGCAUAUUUCUAUUAAAAAAAAGGACAGCAACUUAUGGUAGCUAUAAACCAAGGACACCAAUCUUCUAGGCUCCUUUUGCAAUACUUCUCAGGGAUUUCUUCUUAUUGCUCAUUCUCCUGUGUUUUGCUUCUCUUUGUAAUUUAAAAUUGGGUGUUGGUUUUUCAACAUAGGGUAAAUCAUUAUUAAGUGGUGUACAUGCAACUUACCAUUGUUGGUAAUUUGAUUGAGGUAGUUUUUGGCAUUCUUUGAAGUGUUUUCAACACAGGAAAAUGUGGAACAUUUUAAGCACAUUUCUCAGUCUACAACUAUGCGGGUAUGAGAGUAGGACCAACAGUUUUGUUUUUGUUUUCCCUGUUCCAGAUGAAACACACUAAUUCAGAAAUGCAUAUUAUUUACAUAAAGAAGUCAGGUAGCUAAUGAAUCAAGCUAGAAAUACUAGCAACCAGAUUUGUGCUCUUGUUAAAUGCAGUAUAGUAGAAUACUUCUCAUGGAUCUCAACAUUUAAAGCAGGGAAGAACCUUACUGUCUGUAACUAUUGCUGUUUUGCUUGAAUCAUCUGACAUAGCAUGAUUGUUCCAAUAGAUUGUUUUGGCAGAUGGCAUUGGAUUCUUCCUUCUUUAUUCCAAUCUAAGAUAUUUCUGCAUAGCAUGGAAUUAACCUAAAUUAUCGAAUCUUGGAGGAUUGUGUCACUGCCAUCCAGUCAACCUUCAGAAAUCUCACUUGACGUUGUAAAGAAAUUGCUUUCUAUCUUAUAUUGACUUCAAGUCCCACCCAAAGUGUGAAGAGUUGAAGAGGUUGUGGAGAGAUGUGGUCAGCUGUGACAAGCUCUUAGAAAGUCAAAUUUUAAUACUUAAAGCCUCGAUAGGUUUUACCAACCUGCCACUUUCUCCCAGCCCCUUCUUUUUGUCAGGUGUUGUUUCCCUUGUUGAUUCGUCCUUGUUGUACAUUGAUAAACACGAUGGUGAGGUUUAGUGACACAUGAAUAAAAAUUAUUUGUUCCAAAACUCCCAUUGCUUAACAUUCAUGAUGAGAUGCAUUUAGCAUGGGUAUGUCAAAUAAUUUCUUACUUUGUUACUGAAUAUUGCCUUUUAAUAUUAAUCUUAUUAGACUUGAGUGCUGUGUAUUUGAAUGAGGUGCAGCACUAUAAUUAAUUGUUAGAGAGCUUGAGGCUUUAGUUGGAAAUAAAUAAUAUUAAUAUUGUACAUCUAGCAUGUAUAUAGGGAUUUAAUGCAACUGAAAUGUCUAGUGUAGUAGUAUUUCAGGCAAAUUCCCAGAUACAUUGCAUGCACUACUAGUUUGAUGUUCAUAUUAUGAAGUAUAUGGCUAACGAGCAUUAUAUAAAAAAAAAAGUUUAUAAGGUUGAUAUUCAUUGAGGAACCACUCAGUUUUUUUAGCCUUAUCUACUUUUGUCGUCAAGAUCUUUAGAUGCUGCUCUUGCUACAAUAGAGAAGUAUAGUAAUUGGUGAUAAAUCAACCCCAAGCAAUGCUUUGUAUUGGGCUCAGGAUCUUAUACAAAAAAUUAUGGGGAGAGUGAUUGUGUCUGAAACACUCUGCAAGAUAUGUUAUUGUUGAUCACAUCUCAUACAGGAGAAAAAGUAUUGAACUGCUAACAAUAAAUAUCUACAUUAAAUACUUUUGCCUGUAUCAUUAGCAUUAAGAUUUUUCCUUGGUUCAAAGCGGUAUGGCUGAAAUUAUGUUGUAUUUUGAAAGGUGUGUAGAUUCCCAUGUCUGUUCUUCACGUUAAUAAAUCAGUAUGUUGAA